Oryzias latipes (Japanese medaka) is the source of this 9713-nucleotide messenger RNA. RefSeq names its product ankyrin 1, erythrocytic b (gene ank1b). Gene Ontology annotation, biological process: signal transduction. Gene Ontology annotation, molecular function: protein binding. Lineage: Eukaryota; Metazoa; Chordata; Actinopteri; Beloniformes; Adrianichthyidae. The record is from RefSeq and is a predicted model, not a curated record.
UGGGGGGUGGGGGGACAGAGGAAACAGGGACAGCUGGUGGUAUAGCGCAAAAGAGCGGAGGGCUGGAGCAACGGUGACUGGAGCAGCAGAAGCACCAUGGCGCAAGCCGCCAAGCAGCUCCGCAAGACCAAGGACCUCGCGGAGGCCGCCGCCCAGGAGCAGAGGGAGAAGGAGGAGGAGAAGUUAAAAAAAAGGAAUCGUUCCAGGGACCGCAGGCGCAAGAGAUCAUGCAUGGCCGAUGCAGCCACCAGCUUCCUGCGAGCAGCUCGUUCGGGGAACUUGGACAAGGCCCUGGACCACAUCAAGAAUGGAAUCAACAUCAACAUAGCAAAUCAAAAUGGUCUAAACGGGUUGCAUCUGGCCUCCAAAGAAGGUCAUGUCAAAAUGGUUUUGGAGCUUCUUCACUCUGGCAUCGAGCUGGAAGCAACCACCAAGAAAGGGAACACUGCCCUUCAUAUCGCAGCUCUGGCUGGACAGGAGAAAGUGGUGGCUGAGCUCGUCAACUAUGGUGCCAAUGUCAAUGCCCAGUCCCACAAAGGUUUUAGCCCGCUCUACAUGGCUGCACAAGAGAACCAUUUGGAGGUGGUCAAGUUCCUGCUUGAGAAUGGCGCCAACCAGAGUCUCCCAACUGAGGAUGGCUUCACGCCUCUUGCCGUGGCUCUCCAGCAGGGCCAUGAGAAUGUUGUGGCCCUGCUCAUCAACUACGGCACCAAGGGCAAAGUCCGCCUCCCCGCUCUACACAUCGCUGCACGAAACGACGACACACGCACAGCCGCCGUUCUCCUGCAGAACGACCCCAACCCUGAUGUUCUCAGCAAGACUGGUUUCACUCCUCUUCACAUAGCAGCACACUAUGAGAACAUGAGUGUAGCUCAGCUGCUGCUCAACAGAGGAGCCAAUGUGAACUUCACCCCUAAGAAUGGCAUCACACCCCUUCAUAUAGCUUCCAGAAGAGGCAACGUUAUGAUGGUCAGACUACUGCUGGACAGAGGAGCACAGAUUGAUGCCCAAACCAAGGAUGAGCUGACUCCUCUCCACUGUGCAGCCAGGAAUGGUCAUGUUCGCAUUAUUGAGAUCCUGUUGGAACACGGUGCUCCUAUCCAGGCUAAAACAAAGAACGGGUUAUCCCCAAUCCACAUGGCAGCUCAAGGGGAUCACAUGGACUGUGUCAGGCAGCUACUGCAAUACAACGCUGAGAUCGACGAUAUCACGCUGGACCACCUAACCCCGCUUCAUGUAGCAGCCCACUGUGGUCACCACCGCAUGGCCAAAGUUCUCCUGGACAAGGGAGCUAAAGCCAAUGCUCGUGCUUUGAAUGGCUUCACGCCUCUUCACAUCGCCUGCAAGAAGAACCACAUGCGGUCCAUGGACCUGCUCCUAAAGCACUCUGCUUCAUUAGAAGCCGUCACUGAGUCUGGUCUCACUCCUCUUCAUGUAGCAGCAUUCAUGGGUCAUCUGAAUAUUGUCAAGAAUCUCCUCCAACGGGGAGCUUCACCUAAUGCUUCCAAUGUGAAAGUGGAGACUCCCCUCCAUAUGGCCUCCAGAGCAGGACACUGUGAAGUCGCUCAGUUCUUGCUGCAGAACGCAGCGCAGGUGGAUGCAAGGGCGAAGGACGACCAGACGCCCCUACACUGUGCCGCUCGAAUGGGCCACAAGGAGCUUGUCAAGCUGCUCCUGGACCACAAGGCCAACCCAGACUCAGCCACAACUGCAGGACACACGCCCUUACACAUUGCUGCUCGCGAGGGACACAUCCACACCAUCCGAAUUCUGCUAGACGCCGGAGCACAGCAGGUCAAAAUGACAAAGAAAGGUUUCACUCCUCUCCAUGUGGCCUCUAAAUACGGAAAGGUGGAUGUGGCAGAGCUCCUUCUGGAAAGAGGAGCCAACCCCAACGCAGCCGGAAAGAACGGCCUGACACCGCUUCAUGUGGCCGUCCAUCACAACAACCUGGAUGUUGUUAAACUCCUGGUCAGCAAAGGAGGAUCAGCACACAGCACUGCCCGAAACGGUUACACGCCUCUCCACAUAGCUGCCAAGCAGAACCAAAUCGAGGUGGCCAGUGUUCUGCUCCAGAAUGGAGCCUCUCCAAACUGCGAAUCCCUCCAAGGCAUUACGCCACUGCACCUGGCUUCACAGGAGGGACGGCCAGACAUGGUUGCCAUGCUCAUCUCCAAGCAGGCCAACGUGAAUCUAGGAAACAAGAAUGGACUGACUCCUCUUCAUCUCGUAGCUCAGGAGGGUCAUGUGGGAAUCGCAGACACGCUGGUCAAACAAGGGGCUUCUGUUUAUGCUGCCUCGCGGAUGGGCUACACACCUCUUCACGUGGCCUGUCACUAUGGCAACAUCAAAAUGGUGAAGUUCCUUUUGCAGCAGCAGGCUCAUGUGAACGCCAAGACGAGGAUGGGUUACACCCCCCUUCACCAGGCGGCUCAGCAGGGCCACACUGACAUCGUCACCCUGUUGCUGAAACAUGGAGCACUUCCAAAUGAGAUUACUUCAAAUGGGACAUCCCCCCUGGGCAUUGCUAAGCGGCUAGGAUACAUAUCUGUGAUUGACGUCCUGAAGCUGGUUACGGAAGAGUCUGUUUCCACGAUCACUACGGAAAAGCAUCGGAUGAGCUUUCCAGAGACCGUCGAUGAGAUUUUGGAUGUUUCUGAAGACGAAGGGGUUGCACAACUAACGUUAGGCGACGAGCUUCUAGGUUUGGAUGGAGCACGAUACUUUAAACUCGAUGACUUCAAGGACCAGGAUGAUGACUUUCUCUCACCUAAAAAGACUCUUAGAGAUUUUGAGGGGGGUGUUGGAACCACGCCAUAUUCUCCUGCUAUUCCAAGGAUCCCCUGUGUGUCUCCAGAGACGGUUCAGCUGGACCAGCACACCCCCAUCCCUUUGCCAAAAGAGUAUGACGAAGACUCGCUGAUCCCCAGCAGUCCAGCCACAGAGACUUCAGACAACGUCAGCCCCGUGGCCAGCCCCAUUCACACAGGCUUCCUAGUGAGUUUUAUGGUGGAUGCUCGGGGAGGCUCCAUGCGAGGCAGCAGACACCACGGCCUGCGGGUCAUCAUCCCUCCUCGCACCUGUGCAGCACCGACCCGCAUCACCUGCCGCCUUGUCAAGCCGCAGAAACUCACCACACCUCCUCCACUGGUGGAAGGGGAAGGUCUCGCUAGUCGGAUCAUCUCCUUGGGUCCGUCCAGUAUGCAGUUCCUGGGACCUGUGAUAGUGGAAAUCCCUCACUUUGCCUCAUUGGGUCGGGGGGACCGAGAGCUCGUCGUCCUACGCAGCGAAAACGGCUCCGUCUGGAAGGAGCAUCGUAAUCGCUAUGGGGACGAAGUCCUGGAAACAAUUCUAAACGGCAUGGAUGAAGACUUGGAGAGUCAGGAGGAACUGGAGAAAAAGAGAAUCCGCCGGAUCAUCUCCACAGAUUUUCCCCUUUACUUUGCCGUCGUCUCCCGCAUUCAACAGGAAAGUGACCUGAUUGGUCCAGAAGGCGGCCGGCUGACCAGUAAACUGGUGCCUCAUGUGGAGGCCAUCUUCCCCGAAUCUGCUGUCACUAAGAGAGUUCGGCUGGGACUGCAGGCUCAACCAAUCCCGGAUGAACUGCUAACAAGGCAGCUUGGUAACCAGGCAACCUUCAGUCCAGUGGUGACCAUUGAACCACGCAGGCGCAAAUUCCAUCGUCCCAUCGGACUGCGUAUUCCUUUACCACCGUCCUGGCGGGAAAGUCCUCGUGAUGCAGGCGAAGGAGACACCACCAGCUUACGCCUCCUCUGCAGCGUCAUAGGUGGAACAGCUCCAGCUCAGUGGGAGGACAUCACUGGAACCACCAAGCUGAUGUAUGCUCACAACUGUGCCAGUUUUACCACCAACGUGUCUGCAAGAUUUUGGUUGGCAGACUGUCCGCGCACGGCAGAAGCAGUGACUUUUGCUAAUUUGCUGUACAAGGAGCUGAUGGCCAUUCCAUACAUGGCCAAGUUUGUUAUUUUUGCAAAGAUGAAUGAAGCACGUGAAGGCCGAUUGCGAUGUUACUGCAUGACAGACGACAAGAUGGACAAAACUCUGGAGCUGCAUGAAAACUUCAGCGAAGUGGCACGCAGUCGAGAUAUUGAGCUUAUGGAAGGGAUGCCGCUUCACCUGGAGUGUUCUGGGAAUUUGGUGCCCAUCCGAAAGGCAACCCAACAGCCUCGUAGCUUCAGCUUCCAGGCCUUCAGAGAUAACAGAUUGCCAGUGUCUGUCAAGGUCAGAGACAGCAACAAGGAAGCCACAGGGUUUUUGUCUUUUCUACGAAAGUGCACCAAGUAUGAGGACGCCCAGCAUGUGCUAUGUAACCUCAACAUAACUAUGCCACCUUGUGUCAAGGUUGCUGGAAGUGAGGAGCGCAGGAGAACUUUAACCCCUCUUGCCCUAAGAGAGCGUUACAGUGCACUGAACGAUCCCGCUGCAGUAACAGUGAACGCCAUGGAGAGGACGGAGAUCAAAAUCAACAUAAUAUCUGAACAGCUGGGGUUGAGCUGGGCAGAGUUGGCCAGAGAGCUUCAGUUUGGUGUGGAUGACAUAAACAGGAUCCGUGUCGAGAAUCCAAACUCCCUGCUGGACCAAAGCUCCACUCUGCUCAACCUGUGGGCCAGCCGAGAGGGCAAGAAGGCCAAGAUGGAGAGCCUUUACACUGCUCUGAGGAACAUCGACCGUGCAGACAUUGUAGCUUCGCUGGAGGGUCAGCCCCCACCAGCGGGACCAGAGUCUUUGGAGGAAGGCGCUUGCCGCCUCAGCGACCGUGACUCCACCUUGCUCUCCCCCAGUGUCAUUAAUGAGAACACGGACACAAGGCCAUCGUGCCUCGUGCACAAGCCACGAGUUAUUAGAGCCCCGUUUUUCAGAAGGGGUUAUGGGCUGGUACAGGAGGAGCUUCUUUCUCCCGCUUCCCUGCAGUACAGUUUGCAGUCUCCACUGGGCGUGGAGCCCUAUUGGCAGGAAGUCUCCAGCCUGGAGUGUGCGCCCAUCGCCACCACAGAGGAGGACACUUUGAUGGAGAUGUCUGAUGUUCAGGUGUGGCCAGCAGGGGUCAGCCCUUCACUAGUGACUGUGGAGGACUCUUCUCUGGAGGGCAGCAGUCGGGCGGAUGACUCAGAGGGGGCCACGCUCUCCCUACCCUGCAGCCUGGGCCGCCCAAGCAGUGGUGCUAGCGGUGCCAGCGGUUCCAUUAUGGAGUUGGAAGAAGAGGAGGAGGAGGAGGAGGAUGAAGGGGAGGUUGAGGAGGAGGAGGCACCACAUGAGCCAGCGAGCGCACUGGCAGAAAGGGACAGAGCGAGGGCCAGUGGCGCCGUGCCCAAGGUCAAUCAAAAUGGGCAGCUGGGAGGUCAGAGGUCGGACGCCAGGAGAGGGGAGGCGGUGGGAGCAGGACGAAAAGGAACUCAGGGACCAGGGCUGGGCUCAGUGGACAGGGUUUCUCUUGUUUCAGGCCAACAGGUGUACACCCACGGAAGUGAGAUGAGUGGUCCAAGUCUGUCAACAGAACACAAUGGAGACAACCGGUUGGUGGGAGGAGGAGCAUUUCAGCCCUACUUACCUGACACGGACUCCCUGCAGGGCUGGAUGGGCUCGGUAUCAGCUGAACGUGAAAGCAGCAUUCCAGGCUUGCACGCGGCCCAAGAGGCGCUGUUGACCCCGAGAGAGUUGAAGGAGGACUUUUCUGCUGAGGUUCAGUUUGCUGAAGAGCGUGGGAAUGCUCUGUCUAAAAAGGUGCGUCAGGUGGGGGUGGAUGUGAGAAAGGGUGUUCAGUCAGUGCAGCGCUCCAGUCUGCGGAGAGUUAAACACUGAAACACACAUACCACCCAGUCUUUCAGGACAAGAAAGCCACUGCCAAACCCUCCUCCACAAAAACACGACCAGACAGGAGAGGAAAAUGACCGGCGGGGUGAUGAAGAUGACGGAGAAGACCCUGAUCGGAAAAAAAAACCCAAACAGAAUCAUCCUUGGCCUGUGACCGUGGAGCGUUACAAAAAAAAAAGAUGACAAAAAAAACAAGAAAAGUUCAACUUGUAGUUUUAUAAUAUUUGUAAAGAAAAAAGUAUAAAGUGAACUAAGGCAUGAUUUGUUUUUAUAUAAAAAAAAUUAUAAUGUUGGUACAACAACAAAAAAAAGCAACAAAGUGCUUCCUGUGAACAGUAAUCGCAUGAUAACUGCUGGUGCAUGCCCUUUGACCUUUUGAAAUGUCAUUAUCUACAAACUGAAGUAUGAAAGCUGGCCACAAGUCUUUUUUAAGGACCCCCCUCCCCCGGUGGAGUGGUCAGUCCUAUAACCCUACAGCCAAAAAUAAUCCCACAGAGGAUGGUUCCGUUAAGAGCAAGGCCGCCGCUGAGCUUUCCAAUGCUUCUUUCUCUGGACCUUUUCCUUAUAUUCUUAAUGUGAUAUAUGCACUCUAUGCUAUUUGGACAUGUAUCAGUGUGUGUGUGUGUGCGUAAAUCUCUACCGCAUGUGUUUCCUGCUUCUGGCUUUGAGCCCCGCCCCAUGAUUGGCUUGCUGUCCAUGUGAUGUCACGGCCUGCUCAGCACCAGAAUGAGAAAGCCACUGCGCUCCUCGCUUAAAAAUUCUCAUCUACGUGUUCAACUGUUUGGUUUGUUUGACUUUUUUUUUCCCCCAGUGUGCCAGCUCGCUUCUUGUUUGUUUGUGUCUUCAGACCUGUCCACUUCGGUUUUUGAACUUCUUCCGACUCUAGGGAAUCUCUGUCACCCCUCUUGUGUUCAGGAGGAAAUGUGUUUUCAAGAUUUUGGGAAUGUUUUUCUACGCUAAAGCUACUUCGAUUGUGUUAAGCUGCAGCUCUUUGACACAAAUCCCGUAUUUUGUUGUACGUAAUUGAGACCUUUCAAAGUUCUUCCCUUCUUUUCUCUCCAGUAGCCUAGAGCCACCACCACCUCCAACACUGGAUUCUGCUGCUUUUGUGUUCUUCGCAGCUCCUCACUGUCCAAUUUUUGGUCGUACUUUAAGGGAAAAGAGAAAAAAGACAAGUAGGUGGAGAAAACAUGAAGAAUUGAGUUUGAAGGAGACAUCGGAAGAUUUCUGACUUGUAGGAAGCACUGUGAUUGUCUCAUCAACACUGACCCCAGACUCGUGAACUGGCUGGACAAACAUAUUAUAUAUAGAUAUAUAACCAUGGAUAAAUGACCAUUUCCUUAUCCGAUAGUUGAGUGGCAGCAAUAAACAAAAAGAUGGCAUGAAAGUUGGGGUUUAGGCUGUGUAAAGACUUGAAAAAUCAAUGUUGUGAAGGAAUAAACUCAUCCAUAAAGACAGAUGGUCCAUCUGGAGGCACGUUGGCCAAUUCUUCAGCUGAUGCAAGACCAAAUGAUUUUGCUGUAGCACGAAAAGUCCGGACAUUUUGCUGUUGUUUCCUAUUCCUUUUCUCAGCACUUACGUAGCAAAAAUAUUAAAAAAAAAACAAACAUAAUUAUGUUCAUUUAAAGCUAUAUAUUGUGCAUUAAGAAGUUUCAGCGCUGUCCUUGACGUGAAACCAUCCGAAAUACAUUUUUUUCAAAAGUUUUUUUCUCACAUUUUAAAAACCCAUUUCUGUGAAGCUUUCACUAUCAACACUUUAUGCAGGAACCUGACGGCAGCAUUUUGUACAGGUUGUAUCACAGUAGCACACAAACAUCCCAUGAGUACUGUAAAUGCUGUUACCUAAACGAGUAACGCUAACUGAACGAACACAGCAGUUAGAAACGAAUGCACACAUUUUGUCUGUGCGCAUCAUCCGAUAAAAGCACAUGGCUUUUUGACAUCACAUUCUCCACUCAGGUUUUCAGUUCUGCUCUGUCAGAAACAAAAAUAGGCUUGACUUUGAAGAACGGUGUGGCACAUGUCUCAGAGGGGGGGCUUUACAGUGUGGCAUCAGGGGUGGGGGUGCAUGAGUGACUCUGUGUGUUUGGGCUCUGAUUCAGAAAAGACCUAUAAGGUGCAGAGUGUGCCAGGAGCCUCCUGCUGUUUCUUGCUCUUGUGUCAAAUUUAUUCUGAUUAAUUAAAGAAAAAAGAUUCAUUGUCUUUCAGUGUGUUCUAAAAGAUUUCUGUCAUUUUUGAAAGUUUUAUUUUGAAAGUUCCUCUUUCGUUUUAUGGAUUUAUUUUGACUCACUCUUACCUAAUCAUCUGUGCUGCUGACGUGAAUGUCCGGUUUACAAAGCCUUGAGAUGAGAUGCGGAACAGAUACUGACCUAGUUUACCAAACUGUGUACGUUUAGGACAUUUUAGUCAAGUAAUAAUCCUUAAGACAGUUAUAAUCAGUUUUCAAUAAUGGAAAUUAUGCUCAAGAAUAUGGCAUCACCUACCCACAGCAAUGUUUUUGGCAGCAAACAUUUAGAGAUUAUCUAAAUAUUUUCAUCAGAUCAUGUGAUUUUGAGAUUAGAUAAACUUUAUUCAUCCCACAAUUAGGGACAUUGUCUUAUCUUCAGCAGCAAAAAAAAAGACAUUCACAAAUACAAACCGCAAAAGAAUUGGCAUACCCAGGGUAUUUGACAUUUGUAAAUGAUCAAACAAAAUCCACAGUGACCUGUUUUGUGACCUCAACCUGAUUUGGAACUGCUUCCCUUAUCUGUGGGAGCACAACAGUGAAAUUGGAGGAUAAAAAUGAUAAAAUCCUAAUAAAGUUUUUUUUGAAGAUGCUGCAAACAUCUGGAUUCAAAUUCUAGACUUUUACAAUUUGAUUGCAAAGUCUGACUCUUAGGACGUGUUUCCGGAAUCAGAUUUGAGUUGUUUCCCUGAUGUCCAAAGCAUCCUCUGAUAAGCAACACUGUUGCUAUGGUAAUGAAUCUUAAAUUGCCAUAGCUGAUGCUUAGCAAUGAAGAAAAAAAACCUGUUUUGUCAACUUUAUGGGAAAAAUAAAAGAUAACACUAUAUCAAAAAGAAUCUAUUCUCACUAGAUUGAUAAAGUUUUAUUAUAUAAUGUUUUUUUACUAUUGAAUAUUUUGGUUAUCAUCAAUUUUGCAACUUUUAGGAUCAUAACUUUGAUUUUACAUUGUUUUCUCCUUACUUAGCAGGAAGAUUAGGUUUACCUAGAAGUUUGAUAGUCAACCAUGAAUUUAAAAAAGAAAUAACCCUAAAAAUCAGUUUCCAGCAUUUAUAAACACCGUCUGUGAAAUCGGGUUUAGAUGUGUGCGUGCAUGAGUAUGUUUGGUUCCAAACCUCGUCAGAUCAGAAAGAAGGAGAGCAGAUGUUCUACCAAGCAUGAGACUGAAGAAAAAGGGGAAAUCGACGAUCUCGUAUUUUAAAGAGUAUUGUACAAUUAAACCUGUUACAAAGAAUAAAGAUCACCUAUACUCCUUUAGAAUGGAUACAUGACAAUGUAAACGCAAUAUCAUAUUACUCUAUCCUAAGGAAUGCAACUGCGCACAUGCACAAAAAAUGUUUUUAUUAAAAAAAUAUGUAUAAUAUGACAAAAUAUAUUUAUUUAGAAUGCUAUGCACCCUCAUAGAGUCGUUAUGGAUGUUCUUAAAUGAUUAUCUAGCAUAGGCUGACGCCCACAUCAUGGGGAAUGUAGAGGCUUUGUAUCUAUGACCAUUUGUUUUUCUUUUCCUUUGUAUUGUCCUGGAAAGAGGAUAAACAAACGUGAAAAUGUAUAUGAGCCUUUUAAACAGAAUUGUUCUGAAAUGAAGAUAUGUAUAGAUCAUCAUACCCUGUACACCAGCUCUAACCAUUUACAAGACUUAAUAAACAAAGAUGUGAGAUUC